AUGGGCCUUCCCAGAAUCUUCACUGUAGCUCUCUUUGGGACAGUGCGGUGGGUGCAGGUGCCGCAUCCUAAUCACAGGACCUCUACCUUGGAAACAACGUCUGGAAGCUUCUACUUUGUAAUUGUAGGCCAUCAAAAUAAUACGGUUUUCGAAAUGGAAUUUUCACCAGCUGGAAAAAUGGAAUCUAAGGAUGAUCAUUGUCAUCUGAACCAGUUCAUAGCUCAUGCAGCCCUUGACCUAGAAGAUGAAAAUAUGUGGCUAUCUAACAACAUGUACCUGAAAACUGUGGACAAAUUCAAUGAGUCGUUUGUUUUUGCUUUUGUUACUGCAAGCCAUAUGAGAUUUAUUAUGCUUCAUGAUGUAAGACAAGAAGAUGGAAUAAAGAACUUCUUUAGUCAUGUCUAUGAUUUACAUAUAAACUUUGCAAUGAAUCCAUUUUAUGAACCAAAUUCACCCAUUCAAUCAAGUGCAUUUGAUAGAAAAGUUCAAUUUCUUAAGAAGAAACACCCUCAAAGCCAAAUACAGAAAAAUUCUUAA
Phascolarctos cinereus (koala) is the source of this 537-nucleotide messenger RNA. Its product is annotated as trafficking protein particle complex subunit 2-like. Lineage: Eukaryota; Metazoa; Chordata; Mammalia; Diprotodontia; Phascolarctidae. The record is from RefSeq and is a predicted model, not a curated record. Gene Ontology annotation, biological process: endoplasmic reticulum to Golgi vesicle-mediated transport.